AUGGUCAAGAAGAGAAGAGCAGCUAUACUACCAACUAAUAUUAUACUAUUACAAAAUGUAGUACGAAGAGAUCCAGAAUCAUAUCAUGAAGAAUUUUUACAACAAUAUUCACACUACGAAUCGUUAAGAGAUUUAUAUUUGGAAAAUCCAACAGGAGCAGAUUCAAAUUCCACAACAGAAUUUAUAGAACUUAUAGGGUUUUUAUCAGCUGUUUGUAAUUGUUACCCCAAAGAAACAGCAAAUUUUCCACAAGAACUUAAGACAAUAUUAUUACAAAAUCACAAGGAUUUAACUUCAGAAUUACGUGAAAAAAUUAUACAAUGUUUAACAAUGUUAAGAAAUAAAGAUAUUAUAACUGCUGAAAGUUUAAUCCAAACUAUUUUUCCUUUAUUGACAAGUUAUUCAGCUGGACAAUCUGGUCAACAUGUAAAACAAAUGAGAAGACAAAUUUAUUCAACUUUAAUAUCCCUAUUAAAAUCAGUAAACACAGGUACAAAAAAUCAAAGAUUGAAUAAAUCAACACAAGCUUUAUUGUUUAAUUUAUUAGAACAAAAAGAUAAUCAAGGUUUAUGGGCCACCAAAUUAACUAGAGAAUUAUGGAGACGAGGAAUAUGGGAUGAUUCAAGAACUGUUGAAAUUAUGACACAAGCAGCUUUACAUCCAGAUGUAAAAGUUGCUAUAGCAGGUGCAAGAUUUUUUUUGGGAGCUGAUAAAGAAAGAGAAGAAAAUUUUGAAGAUUCAAGUGAUGAAGAAGGAUUUGAUAUGAGUGCAUUAAAACAUAAAAUGGAAGUUAAUAAGAAAUCACUGAAAAGAGGUAAAAAAUUAGAUCAAGCUGUUAAACAACUUAAAAAGAAAAAUAGUACCAAACAUUCAGCCACUUAUUUAAAUUUCUCAGCUAUACAUCUUUUAAGAGACCCUCAAGGUUUUGCUGAACAAUUGUUCGAUAAUCAUUUAAGUUCUAAAAAUUCAAACAAAUUCGACUUGGAUCAAAAAAUUUUAUUUAUGAAUCUUAUUUCAAGAUUGAUAGGUACACAUAAAUUAAUUGUGUUGGGAAUAUACUCAUUCUUUUUGAAAUAUUUAACACCAAAACAAAGAAAUGUAACUCAAAUAAUGGCAGCUUCAGCUCAAGCUUCACAUGAUUUAGUUCCACCAGAGAAUAUUGAAUUAGUAGUACGUAAAAUAGCCGAUGAAUUCGUAAGUGAUGGUGUAGCAGCAGAAGUUGCAUCAGCUGGUAUAAAUACUAUAAGAGAAAUCUUAUCAAGAGCGCCCUUGGCUAUUGAAGCUCCAUUAUUACAAGAUUUAACAGAAUAUAAAGGAUCUAAAUCAAAAGCUGUGAUGAUGGCAGCAAGAUCAUUAAUAUCAUUAUAUAGAGAAAUUGCUCCCGAAAUGCUUUUAAGAAAAGAUAGAGGAAAAGUUGCAAGUAUUGAAUUACAAAAAGGUGAAAAAUCAACAAAACCUCAAUAUGGUGUUGAAAAUUCAGUAACUGGUAUACCAGGUUUAGAACUAUUAGCUAAAUGGAAAGAAGAACAAGGUAAAAAUGGUGAAGAAGAUGAAGAGGAUGAUAAAAAUUGGGAAGUUGAUGAAGAUGAUAGUGAUGAUGUUGAAAGUGAUUGGGUUGAUGUUGAAAGUGAUAAAGAAAUAGAUAUUUCUGAUGAUGAAGAGGGCAAAGAUGAUGAAGAGGAAGAAAAACAAAAAGAAGAUGAAGUGUCAGAUUUAGAAUUAUCGUCCGACGACGAAGAAGAAGAAAAAGAAGAAGAAGAAGAUUCAGAACAACCACCUAAAAAGAAACUUAAAACAGAUACCAAAGAAUUAAAGAUUGAAGAUCCACAAGCAGCAAUAAAUGAAUUAUUAUCAUCAAGAAUACUUACACCAGCAGAUUUUGCGAAAUUAGAAGAGUUAAGAACUGAAGCAGGUUUGUCCAAAAUUAUGGGAAUCACGAAUGAAGAAACAGUUGAUUCAACUACUUUAGUUGGAAAAAUUAAAUAUAAACAAUUAAGAGAAGAAAGAAUUGCUCAUGCAAAAGAAGGUAAAGAAGAUCGUAGUAAAUUUGGUUCAAGAAAAGGUAAAAAAGAAAAAGAAAGUUCUACUACAAAUAAAGAAAAAGCAAGAAAGAAGAAUUUUGUUAUGAUGAUUCAUAAAAAAGCAGUUCAAGGUAAACAAAAAUUAUCAUUAAGAGAUAGACAAAAAGUUUUAAGGUCUCAUAUCGAUAGACAAAAAAGAGGUGGUAAAAAAGGUAAUAAUUAG
Lodderomyces jiufengensis is the source of this 2244-nucleotide messenger RNA. RefSeq names its product Sda1p (gene SDA1). Gene Ontology annotation, cellular component: nucleolus. Lineage: Eukaryota; Fungi; Ascomycota; Pichiomycetes; Serinales; Debaryomycetaceae. The transcript has a single exon. The record is from RefSeq and is a predicted model, not a curated record. Gene Ontology annotation, biological process: ribosomal large subunit export from nucleus; ribosomal large subunit biogenesis. The coding region runs from base 1 to 2244 and encodes 747 amino acids.